AUGCAGAGAGCCGUGGAUAUCCUCGCAGAUAAGCAGAAAUCCACGGAACACGUCCGAAACAUAUGCGUUUUAGCGCACGUGGAUCACGGCAAGACCACGCUGACGGAUUGUCUGAUUUCGCACAAUGGCUUCAUCAACCAGAAACAAGCGGGAAGUUUACGAAUGAUGGACUUUCUCGAAGAAGAACAAAGACGAGGAAUCACCAUGAAAUCCGCUUCGAUUGCGUUACAAUACACCUCGCAAUCAACAUCAUCAUCUUCUCCUUCGCAAUCUACUUUAAUAAACGUCAUUGAUUCUCCCGGUCACGUAGACUUUUGUUCCGAAGUGAGCACGGCGGCGAGACUUUCGGACGGUGCGCUCGUUCUCGUGGACGUGUGCGAAGGGGUCUGCGUCCAAACUCACGCGGUUUUACGACAAGCGUGGGAAGAAAAGUUGAAACCGUGCUUAAUUUUCAACAAGAUGGAUCGGCUCAUCGAGGAGUUGAAGUAUUCCCCGUUCGAGACGUACGAAAGAUUGCGAAUGCUUUUGCACGAGGUGAAUUCUCUCAUGAGCGCGUUCGAGUCCGAAAAGUUUAUCAAUCAAGCGGAUACGUUUCUCAGUGCGGAAGAUAAAAGGAAUAAUAACAUCAACAGUGAUAAUAACGAAGAUGUGGAAGAUUUAGCGGAAUAUUUAGAUGAUCAUCUGGACAUGACGGAUGCCGAAGACGUAUUCUCCGUGGAACGAGGUAACGUGGCGUUUGCCUCAGCCAUGGACGGUUGGGCAUUUCGACCGGAGCAGUUUGCGAGAUUAUACGCGGAAAAGUUGGGAUGUUCGGAGAAAGCUUUGAAAAAAGGGUUGUGGGGCGAUUGGUUCUAUCAUCCAAAAUCGAAACGAAUAGUCGGGAAGAAACUCAACCCGAACGGAAAAUUGAAACCGUUGUUCGUGCAGUGCAUUCUCGACCCGAUUUGGAAACUGUACGACGCCGCGGACGAGUAUUACUCAGGCGAUAAAGAUUUACCAACGCUCGCGAAAUCGCUCAAAUUGACAAGCAUAUCUGAAAAAGAGUUGACGCAAUCCAAUAAACGAAUGACAUUAUUAGCAAUCAUGCGAAGCUGGCUGCCUUUGAGUUCCGCGAUACUCGAAAUGGUCGUCCACUCGCUCCCUAACCCGGUUGAAGCAAUGCCGUUUCGAAUAGAACGGCUCCUCUACCCGUCAGAUAGUAAAAUAGCCGCAUACGACGAUAUUUUGAAGUGUAACAAGAGCAGUGAUGCGACCACAGUUGUAUUCAUUUCGAAAAUGGUAGCUGUUCCUUUGAGCUCGAUUCACGGAGGUGUACGAGAAGGUUCCGAGACGCACGGCGACAGCAAGUUUGUCGGUUUCGGACGCGUUUUCGCUGGUAUCAUGAAAAAAGGUGAUAAAAUAUUCGUCUUGGGUGGUGACGAACCUACGGAGAUUAUAAUUUCAGAGUUAUAUUUGAUGAUGGGUCAAGGGAUGUUCCCUGUAGAUGAAGUGCCGAGUGGAAAUCUCCUCGCCAUUGGAGGUUUAGACAAAGUGGUCUUGAAAUCCUCGACUCUUUCUUCAUCUUUAGAGUGUCCAUUAUUCGGGUCCAUGAUGUUUCAGGCGAGCGCUAUUGUUAAGGUUGCCGUAGAACCAGAAAAUGUGCAAGACAUGCCGUUGCUUUUAGAAGGUUUGCGUUUGUUAAACCGAGCAGAUGCGUUCGUCGAGAUGGAAGUUAUGGAUUCUGGAGAGCACGUUUUGAGCGCAGCCGGUGAAGUGCACUUGGAACGGUGCAUCAAUGAUUUGAGAGAAAGGUUUGCCAGAGUCCCUAUUCGAGUGUCUAAACCUUUGGUAAACUUCAAAGAAGGCAUUACGACCGCUGGUUUUGCGGACUAUAAAAUAGGUAGUAAAAAAGUGUUGCGAGCGUCGGUGGAGAGACUUCUUGUUGUUGGCGACAAAGAAAAAGAGGAAGAGAAAGUAGACGAAAAAGAAGCGACGACAGCCGAGGACGAGAAGAAAAAGAAAAAGAACAACAACGCUUUGAAUAUAGAACUUAGUAGUAUUAGUAGUAGUAUUAGUGGUAAUAGUGGUGACACUUUCUUGGACGACUUUGAAGAAUCCAUUCGGCUGGGAUUCCAACUCGCAUGCGAAAGAGGACCGAUAUGCGACGAGCCUCUCGAUAACCUUAAAGUGACUGUUGAGUUCUUAGAUGCGCCUAUUGAGGAUAACGACGAAGUAAAUAAUAACGACGAUGAUGAGCAGCUGAAUUCUGGACAAGUGAUUACGUUUACCCGCGACGUGAUUCGACAAGCCGUGAUGAAAUCAAACCCAAGGUUGAUCGAGGCUAUGUAUUUAGCGGUCAUAACAACCACCUCGGAAGCAUUGAAUGGAACCUACGCCGUUUUAGGAAGACGACGAUCUGAUAUACUUUCAGAAUCCAUACGCGAAGGCACUGGUGUAUUCAUUAUUCACGCGUACUUACCUGUGGCAACUUCGUUUGGUUUCGCCGACGAGCUUCGGAAACUCACUUCGGGUGCUUCCAGCGCUCAGCUCGUGUUUUCGCACUGGAAAGAGUUGGAUAUCGAUCCGUACCAAAAGCUCGGCGAGGAUGGAGAAGAGUUAACAGAUAACGUCGCCAGAGAUUUGAUGGAUAUGGUUCGUAAGCGUAAAGGUUUGAAAGUGGACGAGAAAGUUGUUAAAGUUGCCACGAAGCAAAGAACGCUGAGUCGAAAGACUUGA
Messenger RNA from Bathycoccus prasinos, 2715 nucleotides. RefSeq lists its product with no specific name. NCBI's taxonomy places the organism in Eukaryota, Viridiplantae, Chlorophyta, Mamiellophyceae, Mamiellales, Bathycoccaceae. Gene Ontology annotation, cellular component: cytosol; ribonucleoprotein complex. Bases 1 to 2715 code for a protein of 904 amino acids. Gene Ontology annotation, biological process: cytosolic ribosome assembly. The record is from RefSeq and is a predicted model, not a curated record. Gene Ontology annotation, molecular function: GTP binding; ribosome binding; GTPase activity. The transcript has a single exon.